Molecule: messenger RNA, 1415 nt
Organism: Salvia miltiorrhiza (redroot sage)
Lineage: Eukaryota; Viridiplantae; Streptophyta; Magnoliopsida; Lamiales; Lamiaceae
Product: phosphoglucan phosphatase LSF2, chloroplastic
Exons: 4
Coding region: 176-1015 (279 amino acids)
Biological process (GO): starch catabolic process; protein dephosphorylation
Cellular component (GO): chloroplast
Molecular function (GO): starch binding; protein tyrosine/serine/threonine phosphatase activity; carbohydrate phosphatase activity
Source: RefSeq, a predicted model, not a curated record
AAAUAAAGUUUCCUAUACAGCAGGAGAUAAAAGUGGGAGUGUAUACAACUAUACAAGUUGAAGAAGCGAAGCUACCAUAAAUAACAAACCGUUCACCACACAAACAAAAUCUGACUGUAAAAAAUACUAUUGACAACAGAGAGAGAGAGAAGCAGAGAAAGAAAAGAAAAGAAAAAUGGAAGCUGUUGCAAGCUUGUCUUCACGGCUUCUUUUAUCUCCAUUUCAAUUGCAGAAAACUGGUAUCCUCUUCUCUUCUCCAAAGCAAAUCGCAAAGAAUUCCCUCAAAUCUCCUAAGAUUUGUUGCAAGCUACCUGAGAAUGACACUGAAGCAACAACCCAUUCUACGCAAGGGUUUUCGAGUAGCAAAACAGACGAGUACAACAUAGCCAUGAAGAAGCUCAUGAUGAACCCGUAUGAAUAUCAUCACGAAUUUGGCAUGAACUAUACUCUGAUAACUGAGGAUCUGAUUGUUGGCUCUCAACCUCAAAAGGUUGAGGACAUCGAUCAUCUGAAAGAGGAAGAGAAUGUGGCAUAUAUUCUCAACUUGCAGCAGGAUAGUGAUGUAGAAUACUGGGGAGUCGACCUUCAAUCUAUUAUAAAGAGAUGCAAAGAAAUUGGAAUACGGCACAUGAGAAGGCCUGCAAAAGAUUUCGAUCCAGAUUCUUUAAGAAAUGGAUUACCAAAAGCAGUUUCGUCAUUGGAAUGGGCGAUCAGAGAGGGUAAAGGAAGAGCAUAUGUUCACUGCACUGCUGGUUUGGGAAGGGCACCAGCUGUUGCAAUUGCUUAUAUGUUCUGGUUCUGCAAUAUGGACCUAGACACAGCAUACAAGACGCUGACUUCAAAGAGGCCGUGUGGACCCAAUAGACAGGCGAUUCGUGGAGCAACGUAUGAUUUGGCCAAGAGCGACCCCUGGAAGGAGCCUCUUGAAAGUUUACCUGAAGAUGCUUUUGAGAAUAUAGCAGACUGGGAAAGACAACUGAUCCAGGAUCGUGUUCGUGCACUUGGUGGAACUUGAUCUCGAGAAUUAAAGUGCGUUUUAGGAUUACAAAAAAGAACAUUAUCCCAAUCUGGAAAAGAUUGUUGAUUUUUCCAUUCCUUAAAUGUGUUAAGUAGAGUAAAUCUGAUUUAAAUGGUUAAAUUGUAAUUUCAGAGCGGAAGAUGACUUUAUUGGCCCCGCAUACAUCCAACUGGAGAAUAAAUUGGAGCACCUUUAAUCACAUAUAUGUAAUUCCUAUAAAUUUAGUAUAUGACUUGAAUUGUAGUUCAAGUUGAGUUGGAAACGAAUAAGUGUUCUUUUCUUGUGUAAGCCCUAACAAGGGCAGAAAUUACCUUGCACUUGUUCAACUUCAUCGGAGGUUCACCUAAACAUUGAAAAUGUUCAAUCAUUAAAAGGUAAUGAAAUCAGCAUUUGUCCA